GAAAGGACCCGGAUGCCGGGAUCAUGGAGUUCCCUUUCGAUGUGGAUGCGAUAUUCGGGGAGCGGAUCACGACUGUGGAUCAGCACUUGCGACCACCCGGGCGACGGGGGCCCGGAUUCGCCACGACUCACAGAGUCGAUCUGCAGCAGCAGCUCAUGACGAUCAUCGAUGAGAUGGGCAAGGCCUCUGCCAAGGCCCAGAAUCUGCCAACACCAAUUACCAGUGCCUCGCGGAUGCAAACCAACCGCCACGUUCUCUAUAUCCUGAAGGACAAUGAAGUAAAAACAACCGGGAAGGGGGUUGUGAUUGGCUUCCUCAAGGUCGGAUACAAAAAGCUCUUUGUACUGGACCGCCGCGGCGCUCACAACGAAGUGGAACCUCUGUGCGUCCUGGACUUCUACAUUCAUGAAUCCCUCCAAAGGAACGGCUUCGGCAAGGAGCUCUUCCACUACAUGUUGCAGCGGGAGCGAGUGGACCCCCACCAGUUGGCCGUGGACCGCCCCUCGGAGAAACUCCUGUGCUUCCUCCGGAAACACUACAACCUCUGUGAGACCAUCCCCCAAGUGAACAACUUUGUGAUUUUCCAGGGCUUUUUCAGCCACCGGCAUGCAUCUCCUGUUUCUAAAGACACCCUUCCCACCCCCUCGGGGAUCUUGUUCCACAAAGUGGGUGCCACGAAAGAAGGUGGACAGGCUGUGGUUGGUGCCAGGGUGAGGAUUUCAGCUGGUUCAUGGGGUCCUAUAAGAAAGAGAUAG
Sphaerodactylus townsendi is the source of this 755-nucleotide messenger RNA. Its product is annotated as alpha-tubulin N-acetyltransferase 1-like. NCBI's taxonomy places the organism in Eukaryota, Metazoa, Chordata, Lepidosauria, Squamata, Sphaerodactylidae. Gene Ontology annotation, molecular function: tubulin N-acetyltransferase activity. Gene Ontology annotation, biological process: alpha-tubulin acetylation. The record is from RefSeq and is a predicted model, not a curated record. The coding region runs from base 24 to 755 and encodes 243 amino acids. The transcript is spliced from 8 exons. Gene Ontology annotation, cellular component: microtubule.